This is a messenger RNA of Ochotona princeps (American pika), 2461 nucleotides long. It is a transcript of the gene HSP90AB1, whose product is annotated as heat shock protein 90 alpha family class B member 1. Gene Ontology annotation, cellular component: plasma membrane; perinuclear region of cytoplasm; protein-containing complex. Gene Ontology annotation, molecular function: disordered domain specific binding; ATP hydrolysis activity; ATP binding. The coding region runs from base 25 to 2199 and encodes 724 amino acids. NCBI's taxonomy places the organism in Eukaryota, Metazoa, Chordata, Mammalia, Lagomorpha, Ochotonidae. The transcript is spliced from 11 exons. Gene Ontology annotation, biological process: cellular response to heat; protein stabilization; protein folding. The record is from RefSeq and is a predicted model, not a curated record.
UGAGUGGUGACCGGCCUGUUGCAGAUGCCUGAGGAAGUGCACCAUGGCGAGGAGGAGGUGGAGACCUUCGCCUUCCAGGCAGAAAUUGCCCAACUCAUGUCUCUCAUCAUCAACACAUUCUAUUCCAACAAGGAGAUCUUCCUGCGGGAGUUAAUUUCCAAUGCGUCCGACGCUUUGGACAAAAUUCGCUAUGAGAGCCUGACAGACCCGUCCAAGCUGGACAGCGGGAAGGAGCUGAAGAUCGACAUCAUCCCCAACCCUCAGGAGCGCACGCUGACCCUGGUGGACACAGGCAUUGGCAUGACCAAGGCUGAUCUCAUUAACAACUUGGGAACCAUUGCCAAGUCUGGCACCAAAGCUUUCAUGGAAGCUCUUCAGGCUGGUGCAGACAUCUCCAUGAUUGGGCAGUUUGGAGUUGGAUUUUAUUCUGCCUACCUGGUUGCUGAGAAGGUGGUUGUGAUCACAAAACACAAUGAUGAUGAGCAGUAUGCCUGGGAAUCUUCCGCUGGGGGUUCCUUCACUGUGCGCGCUGACCAUGGUGAGCCCAUUGGCCGAGGCACCAAAGUGAUCCUGCAUCUUAAAGAGGACCAGACCGAGUACCUGGAGGAGAGGCGGGUCAAAGAGGUGGUCAAGAAGCAUUCGCAGUUCAUUGGCUAUCCCAUCACCCUCUAUUUGGAGAAGGAACGAGAAAAGGAAAUCAGUGAUGAUGAAGCAGAGGAAGAGAAGGGAGAGAAAGAAGAGGAAGAUAAGGACGAUGAGGAGAAGCCCAAGAUUGAGGAUGUUGGCUCUGACGAAGAGGAUGAUAGCAGCAAGGAUAAGAAAAAGAAAACCAAGAAGAUCAAGGAGAAAUACAUUGAUCAGGAAGAGUUGAACAAGACCAAGCCCAUUUGGACCAGAAACCCUGAUGACAUCACCCAGGAGGAAUAUGGAGAGUUCUACAAGAGUCUGACCAAUGACUGGGAAGACCACUUGGCAGUCAAGCACUUCUCUGUGGAAGGGCAGCUGGAAUUCAGGGCGUUACUCUUCAUCCCUCGCCGCGCUCCGUUUGACCUUUUUGAGAACAAGAAGAAGAAGAACAACAUCAAGCUGUAUGUCCGGCGUGUGUUCAUCAUGGACAGCUGUGAUGAGCUGAUCCCAGAAUAUCUCAACUUCAUCCGCGGUGUGGUCGACUCUGAGGACCUGCCUUUGAACAUCUCCCGUGAAAUGCUGCAGCAGAGCAAGAUCUUGAAAGUCAUCCGCAAAAACAUUGUGAAGAAGUGCCUUGAGCUCUUCUCUGAGCUGGCGGAGGACAAGGAGAACUACAAGAAAUUCUAUGAAGCUUUCUCGAAGAAUCUGAAGCUUGGCAUCCAUGAAGACUCCACCAACCGCCGCCGCCUUUCCGAGCUGCUGCGUUACCACACUUCCCAGUCUGGUGACGAGAUGACUUCACUGUCAGAGUAUGUCUCUCGCAUGAAGGAGACCCAGAAGUCCAUUUACUACAUCACUGGUGAGAGCAAAGAGCAGGUGGCCAACUCUGCUUUUGUGGAGCGUGUGCGGAAGCGGGGCUUUGAGGUGGUGUACAUGACGGAGCCAAUUGAUGAGUACUGCGUGCAGCAGCUCAAGGAGUUUGAUGGGAAGAGCCUGGUGUCGGUUACCAAAGAGGGCCUGGAGCUGCCUGAGGAUGAGGAGGAGAAGAAGAAAAUGGAGGAAAGCAAGGCCAAGUUUGAGAACCUCUGUAAGCUCAUGAAAGAGAUCCUGGAUAAGAAGGUUGAGAAGGUGACCAUCUCCAACAGGCUGGUGUCUUCACCCUGCUGCAUUGUGACCAGCACCUAUGGCUGGACAGCCAACAUGGAGCGUAUCAUGAAGGCCCAGGCACUUCGAGACAAUUCUACCAUGGGCUACAUGAUGGCCAAGAAGCACCUGGAGAUCAACCCUGACCACCCCAUUGUGGAAACACUGCGCCAGAAGGCUGAGGCAGACAAGAACGACAAAGCAGUCAAGGAUCUGGUGGUGCUGCUGUUUGAAACUGCACUGCUCUCUUCAGGCUUCUCCCUUGAGGACCCCCAGACCCACUCCAACCGCAUCUACCGCAUGAUCAAGCUAGGCCUAGGCAUUGAUGAGGAUGAAGUGACAGCAGAAGAACCCAGUGCAGCUGUUCCUGACGAGAUUCCCCCUCUUGAGGGAGACGAGGAUGCCUCCCGAAUGGAAGAAGUGGAUUAGGAGCUCCUCGGAACCCUCAUGCUCUCUGUAUAGUGUCUCCCUGGCGCCCUCACAGCCCAGAGUGGCCCUGUCCCGCCUGGUUCCCCUGCUCAUGUCUAGUGGUCGAAUUCUCUCCUGUCUGUUGUCUUAAGGCAGGAAACAAGGGCCUGAAGCCCCACUCCCUCCUUGACAAUGGGGUUGGAUGUUGUGUAUUGUGUUUUUUUUUGUUUUAUUUUGUUCUGAAAUUAAAGUAUGCAAAAUAAAGAUGAUGCUGUUUUAUACA